This is a messenger RNA of Eremothecium sinecaudum, 555 nucleotides long. It is a transcript of the gene RPL17B, whose product is annotated as 60S ribosomal protein uL22. The record is from RefSeq and is a predicted model, not a curated record. The coding region runs from base 1 to 555 and encodes 184 amino acids. Gene Ontology annotation, molecular function: structural constituent of ribosome. Lineage: Eukaryota; Fungi; Ascomycota; Saccharomycetes; Saccharomycetales; Saccharomycetaceae. Gene Ontology annotation, cellular component: cytosolic large ribosomal subunit; ribosome. The transcript has a single exon. Gene Ontology annotation, biological process: cytoplasmic translation.
AUGGCUAGAUACGGUGCUACCUCCACUAACCCAGCUAAGUCUGCUUCCGCUCGUGGUUCUUACUUGAGAGUUUCCUUCAAGAACACCAGAGAGACUGCUCAAGCCAUCUCCGGUUGGAACCUACAAAAGGCCCAAAAGUACUUGGAACAAGUCUUGGACCACCAAAGAGCUAUUCCAUUCAGAAGAUACAACUCUUCUAUUGGUAGAACCGCUCAAGGUAAGGAAUUCGGUGUCACCAAGGCUAGAUGGCCAGCUAAGUCUGUCAAGUUUAUCCAAGGUUUGUUGCAAAACGCCGCUUCCAACGCUGAAGUCAAGGGUUUAGAUGCUACCAAGUUGUACGUUUCUCACAUUCAAGUUAACCACGCUCCAAAGCAAAGAAGAAGAACCUUCAGAGCCCACGGUAGAAUCAACAAGUACGAAUCCAUGCCAUCCCACAUUGAAUUGGUUCUAACUGAAAAGGAAGAAGCUGUUGAAAAGGCUACUGAGAAGAAGGUUGUCAGAUUGUCUUCCAGACAAAGAGGUAGAUUGGCUAACCAAAAGAGAAUCACUGCUUAA